This is a messenger RNA of Porites lobata, 3087 nucleotides long. The record is from the annotation of a GenBank genome assembly. NCBI's taxonomy places the organism in Eukaryota, Metazoa, Cnidaria, Anthozoa, Scleractinia, Poritidae.
AGUAAAUGAACAGUGAAUUAUGAUAACUACUCGUUGAGCCAAUCGAUCUAAUCAACUGCUCCGUAUUAAUUAACGGGGGGACGUUGUCUUUUUUACUUUCACGUUUUUUAACCGAAUGCUCUAUUUGACAAUGUAAGUGAAAUUCCCCGAACAGGAACAAGCGGACGUAAGUACCCAAAGAGGACCAAAAUCUCUAGAGAAAAUGCUUGACGAUCUAAAGCUUUAUUGGUUAGAGAAAAUUACGUACACCAGAGUGCUCGCUGAGCCUGAGUUCAAUGCUGCUACUCUCCCUCCAGUUAUUGCGCCCUUACUUCGAGCACAACAAGUGUUAAAUACUGAAGGAGAGAAGAAAAGCGUUUACCUCUCCGCGAACGCUGAUGGUGAGUCAAGGUUAUUUACGAGUGGAAGAACAUAUAGGAAUGCCAAUUCGGCUGCAUUCCAGUUAAGGGCACCUGAAAGGAGUCCCAACACUGCACAGUUGUUCCCGCCUCUUAACCCGGGAGUAUGACUUAGCUUCCCUUGAGCCGAAUUGAAGGCAAAUGAAAAAAAUUAAUAUAUUGUAAUUGCUCAUUUACAUUCGAUUCCGCUCUUGAGACUACAAUACUCAUAUGUUGCUGCAACAAUAAUAGUAGCGACCUAUCUAUUGCGAAACAGCGACGGUACCUCACUUUACCUGUCUACUUUGUGGUUCAAAAUUAUGUCCUUAGUUUAGUUGUUUUUCCAGUUUCCAUGGUGUUUGGGUACUGUUAUAAUAAUGCGUUGGAAGCAAAGAAAAAUAGAAAUUGGAACCAAGGAUAAAAUUGAACCCCAACAAAUACAACAAUGGUAAGGGAUUCCAAAGAAGUGUUAAUUUCUAAGUUCAUGCAGCAACAAGAGAUUUAGAUGUGUGUGCUUCGCAGAAACCAUUGAACAACAGUCAUAACAUAGUAAAACGUCCAUUCUUACACCUUCCUUCCACAGGUGAUCAAGCAGUACUCCAUGAUAUAAUCAAGACGGGGAAGAUAGAAAUGAACCGUCUAGGAGAAUACAGUGCAGGGGAACUUAAGAACUUCUGCAAGGAAUGCAAAAUCCCUUAUUCUGGGAAGUCAAUGGUAUCUAUUUUCAAAUUAAGUAUAUGUGUUCAAGAUUGAAUCACGAAUACUCCCUUUCCAUGUUGUGCUCUUCGUCGGGAAAGGUGGCGGCGGGUACAGGGGGGGAGGAGGAGGUGGAUGGUGUCUCGUUAUGUGUGUUCGUAGUUUUCCACAUUCGAGAAAUUUUCCAGGAAGAGAUACGGAUUUGAGGGCACAAAAAAAGACCAUUGAAAAGUAGACCAAUUAGGUGGGUACGACAAAGCAGGGAUGCAUGUGAAACUAAAGCAAAACUGACUGUGCCUAAGUUUGGGACGUUGUUAAGAAAGAAGGGUGAAAUUUUUCAAACUCAAAAGAAAUGGGGGAGGUCUUUGAAAUACAGUAAAACUGAGGGAGAGGGAGGAGGUUUUAUAAUAUAGUAUGUUGUUUCUGUCCUUAGGUUGCCGUUUUUCAGAAGCUUUCCUUCGUUUCUACGUUUAUUUUGCUCCCAAAUCCGGUCUUCAUUUGUGAGCCGACGUUAAGUUUACCGCCCCGGGGUAUACCUUGUUGAAUGUUUCCAUUUUAUUACCAAGGAUACCGAGCAUAACGGUUACCGUUGAAAGAGAUUAUGGUUUAUGAGCUUGCGCUAAUUGCAACAGGCUUUUUGUUUUUGGGAGGAGGUGGGGAACUUGUGGCCCGUUUUGGAACUAUCCUAUCCACUCGCGGGGAUUUCGCUAAAAAAAGUACCCCUCUUCCCCCAUAAGUCAAAAACACCUGUCUCCCCCACCUAUUAAACAACAAAAAAACUCAUUUAAAAAUAUCAAUUUUCUUUUAGGCAAAGAUGAAAGCAGACUUGAUGACUCUUUAUAAAGGAAUCCUUUAUGGCUUUUGUCCUUGCCAUGGCUACAAUAAAAAAUCUGGCAAAACUGGCGGGUUUUACCACAUGGUGUGCAGGCAUGGGGUAAGCUAUGUAAAAGAGGCAAAUAUUGUGCAAUAUUAUGGCAAUUGUUUAUCUUUAUUUAAAUCGUUAAUCCUUGGCAAAUACCAUGAGUUCUGAGAAGAAGUUUUAAAUUUGAGCAUUUCAAUAAUGGCAUUAUCAUGGGCCAAUGUGCAUCAUAACUCACACUGUAAUGGCCCUUAAGUAUGAUUACGCCAGACUAGCAAAUGUCACCAACACGCUUCGUUUGUAAACAAGUAUUUCUAAUUUUCCACAGUGCACUGUGGCAUCCAAAAUACUGGUGCUGUCUGAGUCUGUCCGUGAUGCGGCAGAUCUCUACUUAUCAGUCAAGUACCAGCCAAUAAUCCUGAUCAACGACUCACCAUGUGGUUUUGUGCGGCAUUUAGAGUGCAGGGAUGCAGAAAGGGCAAACCAACUGUGGGGAGAAUUUUCCGGUUGUUUUCAGCGUCCAAAGUAUGCCACAACUAUCCGCCGGGUAAGGAAGUAAUGAUCAGUCUUGUUUUACUAUACAUUAAAAUACACUGUAAAAAAUAUGAUUUACAAGGAUUUUUAGGGAGAAUAAUUAUUAAUUCAUUGUUGAUUUUUUCUUUUUGAUGUGACUUUGUAUCCAUCACGUAACAUGGAAAAUUUGUGUAUUCUUUAUUGAAAAAGGACCACAAUUUUCCAGAAAUUGUUCCAGCAGAAUACAGAACUGCAGGAGAAACUAGCAGCACUGAAUCACCACACACACAUCCCUACACAGGAACUACCAGGGGGUUUGUCCUUCAAGAUCGCUUUCAUGCAUCAAAAAAACCCCACAAGUCUCCUUUGUGCCUCUUCCAUGAUGUCAACCUCUGUCAGCAGUCAAAUUGCAUCACUACCAGCACACAGGAGUCUGAAAACUCAAGAAAAAAUCAACGCAGAUUAAGAAGUACCUGUGCCCAAAACUUUGGUCUGCACUUCCUCUACAAUUACCUCAUGGACUAUUACCAAAACAAGGCCAUCGUAAAAGCCCAGUAUAAUUCCCUUAAACCUUAUUUAAAGUCUGGGCAAUCAAUUUCAAGAGACAAAUUCCAUAGAUUUAUAAUAAUAAGUAACAAUUAA